AUGAGGUUAACGGAGAACAACAAAAUAAAAUUACUGGCGGUAGAAAUGGACGCGAUAAGGAGAUCAGCACGAACAUCACGGCUGGAUAGAGUACGAAACGGGACAAUCAGGGACAAAAUGGGAAGACAGAAAACUAUAGUAGAGGAAAUAAAGAGUGCCCAACUGAACUGGUAUGGACAUGUGAGAAGGAUGGACAACACGCGACUGCCUCAGAAGGUACUAAACUGGCUUCCACAAAAGAGAAGGAAACGGGGAAGACCGAGGAUAAACUGGAUGGAGAGUGUAAAGAAGGCGAUGAGCUCAAGGGAUCUGCGUGACGGAGACUGGGAUGAACGAAACCAAUGGCAAAUCGUCUCAGAUGCUGGCUUUGGUCAAAGACCUGAAACCGUAUGA
This is a messenger RNA of Sitophilus oryzae (rice weevil), 393 nucleotides long. RefSeq lists its product as uncharacterized. The record is from RefSeq and is a predicted model, not a curated record. The transcript has a single exon. The coding region runs from base 1 to 393 and encodes 130 amino acids. NCBI's taxonomy places the organism in Eukaryota, Metazoa, Arthropoda, Insecta, Coleoptera, Curculionidae.